AUGCAGUCGCAUAAGAAGGACUACCGCUUCCCCUGCACACAGUGCGGCAAGCGCUUCCAUGCCGAACGAUACCUCCGGGGUCAUAUCCGAUGGGUGCACGAAGGGAAUCUCAAAGAAUACAAGAAAAACUAUUAUGCUAAGCGUAAGGAGAAGGAAAAACAGGGUCUGGUGGAGGCGUACAAAGAUCCCCGAAGGAAACUGGCUUUCGAAGACUUUCCAUACAAAUGCCACGAAUGCAAACUGGGAUACGUGCGACGAAGCAAACUGAUGCACCACGUCAAAGCCAAACACUCCGAUAUGGAUCCGCAUAGUGUACCGUUGUGA
Messenger RNA from Paramacrobiotus metropolitanus, 324 nucleotides. Its product is annotated as oocyte zinc finger protein XlCOF14-like. The coding region runs from base 1 to 324 and encodes 107 amino acids. The record is from RefSeq and is a predicted model, not a curated record. Lineage: Eukaryota; Metazoa; Tardigrada; Eutardigrada; Parachela; Macrobiotidae. The transcript has a single exon.